AUGGCUCCUCAAAUUCUCCCAUUUAGGGAUGUCAACUUACAUGCAUCGCCGUCUCAUUAUGCAUUUACCUCCCCGUCCUCCCCCCAGGCACCAACGCUGGUUAUAGACCGGCCGACUGGUGACCUCCGCCUCAGCGAUGGUCUCUCCAUUUCUGGCACCAAACGCAUUUCCAGCAUUGCGGGGAUUUUGGGGAUAGUGAAGUUGAAGCUGGACAAGUACAUCAUCGUCAUCACCAAGGCACAGCCGAUGGGACGCCUGUGCGGCCAUAUGGUGUACAAGGUCGCUUCGACGGAAUUCCUUCCCAUGCGCGAACGCCCGCUCCACGAUACCGAUGAAGAUACCUAUCUCGCGUUGAUUAAAGACAUGCUGCGCACCGGGCCCAUGUACUUCUCCUACUCCCUGGACCUCACCAAUAGCUUCCAGCGCCAGUCGCAAAGUGCCUCUACUAUCCCCAUGUGGAAGCGUGCCGACGACCGCUUCUUCUGGAACCGCUUCAUUCAGUCAGACUUGAUCGACUUCAGUCUGGGAGAAUCUGACACGAGCGGCAUUCGCUAUGUCAAGGGAACGUCGUUCACAUUUGCGCUGAUCACUCGACGAUCCCGACACCGCGCCGGAACGAGAUAUUUCACCCGAGGAAUCGACGAGGAGGGCCAUGUCUCGAAUUAUAACGAAACAGAGCAAAUCGUCAUUUUGAAUGACGCGACAGGUGGACUCUCAGGCUUUGCUGGAGGGCAGUCGAUGACCAAUGGCAAAGCUAGCCAAGAUCUCCAGGUCUAUUCAUUUGUGCAAACCCGAGGCAGUGUGCCCGUUUUUUGGGCCGAAGUGAACGACCUCAAAUACACGCCUAAGCUCCAGGUCCGGGGUGUUGAUACCGCUGUCGAAGCCGCGCGCAAGCAUUUCUCUGAGCAGAUUCACCUGUAUGGAGAGAACUAUUUGGUCAAUCUGGUCAACCAGAAAGGCAGGGAGGAACGCGUCAAAAAGGCCUACGAGCAGCUGGUUCAAAUUCUCAUCUCUUCUUCCACCGAGACCACCGAGGCUGACCGUGCAACUUCCGAAAAGAUCCACACUUUGGAGCCAGGCCUCAAGCAGAAGGAGAUGGAUCAUCUUCACUAUGUUUACUUUGAUUUUCACAACGAGACCAAGGGCCUCAAAUGGCACCGCGCUGAACUUCUGAUGGGUCGUUUGCAGGACGGACUGACUAAAGGUGGCUACUUCCGAGGCAUUGAAUCUCCUGGAGUCCCCGGCGGACAGCUGGAAGCUCGAUCGACACAAAGCAGCGUGGUCCGGACCAACUGUAUGGAUUGCCUUGACCGCACCAACGUUGUGCAGAGCAUGCUUGGCCGCUGGGCGGUUACGCGACAGCUCAUGGAUGCUGGUGUCCUUCGUCAAGGCGAGUCGGCAAACGAUGACCGCGAGUUCGAAGACCUUUUCCGCAAUGUCUGGGCCGACAAUGCCGACGUGGUUUCCAAGUCCUAUUCCGGUACAGGCGCUUUGAAGACUGACUUCACUCGCACGGGCAAGCGCACUCGAGCUGGAGCUCUUCAGGAUUUGAGAAACUCCAUCACUCGCUACGUGCGCAACAAUUUCAUGGACGGUCCUCGCCAGGAUGGAUUCGAUGUAUUUUUGGGCGCCUAUCUCCCCUCGCACUCAGGCCCUGCGAACAUUCAGCUGUUCCUUGACAGACGCCCCCUGGUUAUCCAAGCCGUUCCUUACGUGUUCGCCGCGAGUCUGUUCUUGGUUCUCGUGGCCAUGCUCACACGACAACUACCCGAUGCUGCUGUCUGGCCCCUGCGCGUGUUCAUGAUAUUCUGGUUGGUAAUUGGCGCGUACUGCUUCCGCUUCAUUUACGGUCACGGUAUGCUCUAUGUCAACUGGCCCAAGUUGAACACUCCUGUUGCUGGCGCCGAGGGAUACCAGGAUGCUAUGAUCAAAGCCCGUUCCGACCCUAUUAUCGGAAACUGGCUUCCGAACAAAAGACAUCAGCGCGGCAUCAGCAAUGCCCGUCUCGUGUUCCUUGAGGAAGGCAAGACCAGGAUCGAAUGA
Messenger RNA from Penicillium maclennaniae, 2043 nucleotides. RefSeq names its product putative phosphoinositide phosphatase (Sac1). Gene Ontology annotation, cellular component: endoplasmic reticulum. The record is from RefSeq and is a predicted model, not a curated record. The transcript is spliced from 3 exons. The coding region runs from base 1 to 2043 and encodes 680 amino acids. Gene Ontology annotation, biological process: phosphatidylinositol dephosphorylation. Lineage: Eukaryota; Fungi; Ascomycota; Eurotiomycetes; Eurotiales; Aspergillaceae. Gene Ontology annotation, molecular function: phosphatidylinositol-4-phosphate phosphatase activity.